AGACGCUUUAAAACUGUCACGCAUUAAUUCCGCAAAAUACAUCACCGAUUUUAACUUAAAAAUGGACGAAAUCGUGUUGAAAUCACUGGUAAAGCUGACUCAAGAAGGAGAUCUCGUUUCUUUGGAUAAAUAUAUGAACUCAAUGGUCAGCGGAUCGGUUCAGACCGAUUUGAAUAGAUCCAUGGUUCAGACUGUGAUUAACAAACACUUCGGAAGAUCUGGGGACACUUUGAUGCAUUACGCAGCGAGACACGGACAUUUACACAUCGUUAAAUAUCUUCAUAAACUGGGACUGCACGUGGAAGUUUAUAAUAAUGACUACAAGAGACCACUCCACGAAGCUGCGUCAAUGGGCCACCUCGAAUGCGUGACAUAUUUGCUUGAAAAUGGAGCUAAAGUGAAUAGUUUGAAGAAAGCGGACUGGACCCCUCUAAUGAUGGCGUGCACCCGUAGAAACCUCUCUGUGAUUGAUCAGCUCCUAGCUCAUGGGGCUGACCUGGGUCUGAAAAACAAAGACGGCUGGAGUGCGUUCCAUGUGGCCACCAGAGAGGGCAGCGCUGAGGUGGUGCUGCUGCUGCUACAACACUCAGAGCAGGUGUGGAGGACAGAGAGCAAGACUGGACGCACACCACUGCACACGGCAGCUAUGCACGGAUGUGAAGAAGUGAUCAAAAUCUUGUUGGAAAGAUGUGAGUACAGACCAGACCAGAGGGACAGCUGUGGGGUCACUCCGCUCAUGGAUGCACUGAGGAAUGGACACCUCUCAGUGGCUAGACUACUUUUAGAGAAGCACCAGGCGUGUCCAACAGCAGUGGACAGACUGGGAGCUCAGCCUCUGCACCAGGUGGCAGUAACGGGAGAGAAUGACGCUUUGAGAUUUUUAGUGAAGGAGUUGAAAGUGAAUGUAAAUGAGAGCGCCACCAGCCUCCAGCUCAUGCCAUUACACUACGCUGCUAAGGAAGGCCACGUCUCCACUAUACUAACACUGAAAGAGUUAGGAGCUGAUCUCCAAAUACAAGACGCCAAGGGAAGAACUGCUCUUCACAUGGCGUCCAUUGGUCAACACGCUGAAGCAGUGACCACUCUCCUCCAGCUUGGCCUGAAAAACUCUCCAGAUUCUUCUGGGACAACUCCACAACAAAUCGCCAAGAAACCAGCCGUGGUCCAGGCAUUUCAUGCGGGUUUAUAGGAGAGCACUAGGGCUGUAAUGAAUUCAUUAGUUGACUUGGCAUGAGGCGUGGGGUUAGCAAAGCUCUCAAAACUAUUAUCAGACCAAAUAUGACCAAAACCACAAGCACAUAUAAAAAUCACCAUUUGGUACAGUGUAACAGUACUUUUACUUGAGUAAUAAAUUGUACAGUGUAACAGUACUCGUACUUGAGUAAAAGUUGUGGUACCUCUUCCAAGUCUAGUGAGUGGCUUGAGCUUUAUAUUGACAAUAUGAAAUGAUUUGAACAUUUGUGUAUCUUGCAGCUCCUUCAGAUAUGAUUUAGUUUGGCUCAUCUUUGUAUCUCUUUGAAAAUACCACAUUUUGUGACUUAUUUCAUAUUUUGUCACAUUCACCAAAAUAAAACAUAAAUCAGAUGUUACGUCCCAACAGUUAAUCUUUAAUUUGCUUUUACUUGAGUAGGACUUUUCCCAAAUACUUUUUUUAAAAUUCGAAUAAUUUCUUGGACCACUAAAAUUUUUGGCUACUCUACGACCUCUGGAGCUGACACUAUUUGAAAUGAAGAGAUGGUUAUUUUAUCAUUUUGGUUUGAUCAGCAAAAUAAAUGCAAUGCCCGUUAUUAAAAUAUUUCUAAUUGCAGAAAUCUAGUUCUUGAGCAGA
Periophthalmus magnuspinnatus is the source of this 1828-nucleotide messenger RNA. It is a transcript of the gene ankrd16, whose product is annotated as ankyrin repeat domain 16. NCBI's taxonomy places the organism in Eukaryota, Metazoa, Chordata, Actinopteri, Gobiiformes, Gobiidae. Bases 62 to 1189 code for a protein of 375 amino acids. The record is from RefSeq and is a predicted model, not a curated record. Gene Ontology annotation, molecular function: protein binding. The transcript is spliced from 7 exons.